This is a messenger RNA of Aureobasidium subglaciale EXF-2481, 1797 nucleotides long. RefSeq lists its product as uncharacterized. Bases 211 to 1581 code for a protein of 456 amino acids. The transcript is spliced from 2 exons. Lineage: Eukaryota; Fungi; Ascomycota; Dothideomycetes; Dothideales; Saccotheciaceae. The record is from RefSeq and is a predicted model, not a curated record.
ACACGUGCUCGUGACCGCGAAGGCAAGAGGAGAAGUGGUAAUUUUGGAAAGAAGGAUUCAGCCGCGACAGAGCAAGCGCCAUGCCAAGAAUGAGGUUGGUGCCUUACUUCACGUCAUCUGCUGCUUGCUUCUUUCCAUCUUCUUCAAACGAUCUUUUGUUGAUGAAUAAAGUGACGCUCCGACUAGCGUGAAUUGUUCAUUGCUAACGAUAUGGCAUCUUCACUACCAUUGGAGGUCAUAAUGCUGACAGCCGGCCACUCGGGUGGACAGAAGGAGAAACUCACGCCGUUCACGUUGGUCAACAAAUCCUGGCAAGCAGCGUUUGAGAAGGAGCUCUAUUCUUCGCUCGUCGUGCUUAGUCCGUCGAGAACAAGGAGCAUCGAAGUCAGACCCGGAGGAGUCCACGAAAAGCUGGGUCUGCCUCUGGCGAAACUCAUUGAGAUCACGAGUGGUCCGCAGCACUGGCGACAAAAUCGACGUAGAUUCGUCCGUCACAUACUCUACAGAGUCGCAGUACCUCAUUGGCUGAAUGAGGCCCGCGAAAAACUUGAUGGAUAUACAUACGAUAACGUUUUGCGACGCGAGAACAAUCUCGCAUUCUCAGUAGCUCUGCAGGCUGAAAGCGUUAUCACCGAUGAAGAUUAUGGUGAACCGGAAUCAACAGUGAUGACCGGCGUGGAUGAUGAGAUUGCUCCGUAUUGUGCGGCCUUUCCACCAAACUUCUCUUUGCCCCGAGCCGCGUGCAUAACAUCGCUGGCAUUUCCCGAUAUCGAAACCUCCGGCAUGGUCACUGCUGGAUAUGGUGAGUCUCCGUGGGAACAAGCUUGCCCUGAGAACAGAAUCUCACUCCCCGCCGUCCUCACAAUUGCAUCAGUGUGUGGUGCAAUCGUGAAAAUACUACUCCACUGUGAGGACCGGAUUCCUCUUGAAGAGCGAAUUAUGCGUCGGGAACAUCGAGAUGCGACUAUUGAGGGUCUGCUACGAUUACCUUCAAGCAUUCGUGACCUUGAACUAUGCUGGUAUUCACAAAACGAAUUUGAUAUCGACAAGCCCAGAACCAUGAUCGGUCCUGUUCGAACAGACGCUCUAUGCGUAGCGCUUCACAAGGUCUCGCUACAAUUACAGUAUAUGUCUAUCGGAGAACUGGAAGUGUUUCCCGAGCUAUUUUGUCCAGACGGACCCAAAAGCUCAGCGCAAGGAAACUGGCCAUACCUCGAACAACUUCAAAUUUGGGGGAUCUUCGACAAUUCGCCUCAGGGAGCUAUCUCACGCUAUGCGGAUGGUGUCAGUCCUGACAAGAUACUAGUGCGACGUUACCUGGAUGACCUAUUCACAAGCGUUGGUCAUGCCGCCCAAAGAAUGCCCCGAAUACAACAUCUCGAGAUCGAGUUUCCCUCAAUACAUGAUCAGCUCCGUGUCAAGUACCUCAAUGGCCGAUGGAAACUUAGCAUCUGGGCUGCUGAUCAAUGGGAGCCAUCACCUCGUCUUCUUGAGGCCUGGAAAAUACCUCCAUGUGGUCUACUGCCUGACAAAGGCCUAGGAUGGUGGAAAUUCGUAUACUCAUCUUGGCCACCUCUCUAGGCUCUGGGUCAUACUGUCAUCGCACGCAUCUUAUCUUAUUCAAGAUCCAUCCGAUUUCCUGCUUCCACCAUUCGUUCGCCUCUUCGUUUCCGUCCCAUCUUCUCAACAAGGCAUCGUAGAGAUACAACACCUCGAAACAAGUCUUCAGAUACCGCUUCAAGCUCUCCCUGACCUUAUCUCCCGCCCCUUCGGCCAAUGGAUCCACAACUCCCGUCG